AUGUUCAACAUUCUUACGCUCGGGGCAUUAGUGACUCUUUCUGGGGUUGUCGGUGCUGAGGAGAAGAGGAUCGGAGGUGUGUUAGCGGGUGCACCAGUCAACAAUAUAACAGUCUCAGCAGAUAAUGUCAUUCAAUGUUCUCAAGCUACCAUAUCCUGGACCGGUACAAGUAAUUCUCCUUAUACAUUAUCAAUAGGUCAAGGAGGAUAUUACGUUGGACUCACCACCCUUGAAACUCACGAGGGAUUAACCGACUCAUCCUUCGCAUGGACCGUCACUCAACCUUCAGGUCAAGAUCUGAUAUUCGAAGUUCAAGAUUCGGCGGGUCAGAGAAAUUAUAUUCAGAAUGUAAAAGUCGGAGAGAGCGAUGAUUCUUCUUGUCUAUCUUCCAAUACCUCAUCAUCAUCUGUGGCUUCUUCCACGAGCAGUGGUGCGAGUCAGACGCAGGUUGCUCAGAGCGCUAGUGUCGUUGAGAGUAGUACUACCUCUUCUUCAACCUCUUCCGAAACUCAGGCUAAGGCUCAAGCUACAUCCACUUCAACUUCAAAAUCUAAAUCCCAUUCAUCUCAAUCUUCCUCUUCAUCCAGCUCGAAGUCCAACACAGUCCCAACACCCUCUACGACAAUCUCUCUAUCUACGUCCUCGUCCGCUUCCGCUGCUACCACAUCGAACUCAGCAUCUUCAUCUUCUUCAGGAGUCAGUAACGCCCCCUUAGCUGCUGCUUCCGAAGGAGCUAGUUCUUCAUCGACUCUUCGAGCCAUAUACCCAGGAGCAGCGUGGAUUUUUGGAUUAGCUAUACUGGGAGGCUGGUUGAUUUAG
Molecule: messenger RNA, 819 nt
Organism: Kwoniella botswanensis
Lineage: Eukaryota; Fungi; Basidiomycota; Tremellomycetes; Tremellales; Cryptococcaceae
Exons: 5
Coding region: 1-819 (272 amino acids)
Source: RefSeq, a predicted model, not a curated record